GCCUAAUGUUCUGCAACUAGCUGUACUGUAACUCUGUCCGAAAUACUUACGGAUAAUGAUUAUUGUAUUUUGGCAAGGUUCUUCCCACGGGGCAUGUACAUACUGUACCAAUCUGAGCGCUUGUUCGAAUGCAAUCAGGUCCUUGGUUUCUUCGUGCGUGUGCAAGGUGUCUUGACUUCGGCGUGCUCUGACGCGUGGACUCGCUGCUAUCUGAUUGCCACUCUUGUAAAUACCUGGACUCGCUCAGCCACGUCUUCACGAAACCAAAGGGCCGGGAUAUCGAGACGAUGUCGGGCAAAGCGAUCAGCAACAGUACGCUGGGCCUGCGGUUCAUGCAGAACGCGCAGCGGGCGAAGUUACAGGCCCAGGUAGAGGCCGAGCAGGCAAAGAUCAGGGAUGACGCGGAGUGGUCGGUCUCGCAGGAUGUUCGAGAUGCCUGGGGAACCGACGCAAGUUCUAGUUCAACAUCGGGUUUGAAGCAAAAGAAGACUCAGUCGGUGACGUACGAGGCGUCGUAUGUCCCUUUCAUAUUCGACGAAGAAGAGAAGGAAGAGGGAGAAGAUGAUAUGGGCGCAUCGUCGGCACUCGUGAGGGGAAGGAGGUCAUUCAAUGAACGCGGUCAGGAGGUUCUGCGCAAGGAGGUACGCGAGUCUGACAACGAAGCAGAGGGACCCGCAGGGGAGGCUGCUGGCAGGUCUGAUCCGCUAAAAGGCAAAGGCCGCCCCGGAUCGAUAUCCGGGUUCAAAGCGCCGCUGCCUACCAAAUCAAAGGACAGCAAGAAGGCACGGACGAAGACCGCGCAGCAGCUCGUUCACGAGACAGCCGCGGUAGCAUCGGUAUCACUCUCAUCUGCACCACCUUCCAGGGCGGCAGUCGCGAAGAGUGAACCUGCGGGUUUCAUGAAGCCCGCUGGCGUAGAUGCGCCGCCACCUACUAACGCCAAACAAGGCCAGAAGAAGAGACAGCGCGACCGCGAUUCAACUGUCGAUUCCACGGAGAGCAAAGGGAAGAAGCGGAAAAAGAAGGUGGAGGCGGACCUUGCUACAGUCGGGUGACCCAUACUAUGACUACAUUUGGCUCGCUGUUUCCAUAGGCUCACCUGCUCUGCCUGCAUGCAAGGAUUCUGCCGGUCAAUAUAAGAACGAAGGAUGGCCAGCUGACGAUAUGAUCUUCAUUUAAGAUAGCGGGC
This is a messenger RNA of Fomitopsis serialis, 1189 nucleotides long. RefSeq lists its product as uncharacterized. The transcript is spliced from 3 exons. Bases 288 to 1055 code for a protein of 255 amino acids. NCBI's taxonomy places the organism in Eukaryota, Fungi, Basidiomycota, Agaricomycetes, Polyporales, Fomitopsidaceae. The record is from RefSeq and is a predicted model, not a curated record.